Molecule: messenger RNA, 1939 nt
Organism: Clarias gariepinus (North African catfish)
Lineage: Eukaryota; Metazoa; Chordata; Actinopteri; Siluriformes; Clariidae
Gene: aqp3a
Product: aquaporin 3a
Exons: 6
Coding region: 74-946 (290 amino acids)
Biological process (GO): glycerol transmembrane transport; water transport
Cellular component (GO): plasma membrane; basolateral plasma membrane
Molecular function (GO): urea transmembrane transporter activity; water channel activity; glycerol channel activity
Source: RefSeq, a predicted model, not a curated record
GGCUGACUUGAAAGCAUUCCACUGAGGAAGUUAAAGUGUAGCAUUCACUUGGAGUCAAGAAUUCGGCAGAAAGAUGGGCAGGCAAAAGGCUUUCCUGGAUAAGAUUGCUAGCACCUUGCAAAUUCGUAAUAAGCUACUGCGCCAGGGACUGGCUGAAUGCUUGGGCACACUAAUCCUGGUGAUGUUUGGCUGUGGUGCGGUGGCUCAAGUAACACUCAGUGAAGGAUCUCACGGGAUGUUCCUCAGUGUAAACUUAGCCUUUGGUCUUGCAGCCACACUUGGAAUCUUGGUGUGUGGCCAGGUCUCAGGAGGUCACCUGAACCCAGCAGUAACUUUGGCAUUAUGCCUUCUUGGAAGGUCAAAAUGGAGAAAAUUUCCAGUGUACUUUCUUUGCCAGACAAUUGGUGCUUUUUUUGGGGCUGGUAUAAUCUUUGGCAUGUAUUAUGAUGCUAUCCAGAAAUAUCACAUAAAACAAAAUGAACUACCCUAUGGAAUUUUUGCCACCUACCCUGGUGGCCAUCUUACUACCGCUAAUGGAUUUUUCGAUCAGUUUAUAGGAACAGCUGCACUGAUUGUGUGCGUCCUGGCGAUUGUAGACCCCUACAACAAUCCUAUCCCACAAGGACUUGAGGCCUUCACUGUGGGAUUCACUAUACUUGUCAUUGGGCUAUCUAUGGGCUUCAAUUCUGGCUAUGCUGUAAACCCAGCCAGGGACCUGGGGCCUCGUCUUUUCACGUCAAUGGCAGGCUGGGGUAGCAAGGUCUUCACUCAUGGAAACUAUUGGUUCCUGGUGCCUAUCUUUGCCCCAUUCCUUGGUACCAUAGCUGGAGUGAUUGUAUACCAACUGAUGGUGGGCUGGCAUACAGAAGGGGAGGCACGGGAAAAGCAAAAGGCAUCAGAAGGAAUGAAUGUCAAGUUGAAUGAUAUUGAUUCUUCAGUUCCUUAAGCUGGAUUAAUCAACAUAGAAACAAGGCCUACCACUGUUUUGCUCAUGAUUCAAUAGGUUAUGAACAAUGAUACACUUUUAAGAGAUAUUCUCACCUAUCCUGUAGGGGAUCUGCAUACAGAUAAUGAGGAACAAGGCUGUAUAUCUUUAAAAUUAUUACAUUUGUUAUCAUUACUGACAAAUAUGCUUUUAUGUCCCUUGUACUCCAUGCUCUAUACUCUGCUUAUCGUCAAGACAUUAAACUAAGCUCACUUUAUACAUGACAAAUUUUGUUAUUUCUAGACAGACAAAACUGUAAAUGAUGGGGGAGCAUUACAAACAUUGCAUUUACUAAAUCUUUGUUCCAUUAAAAAAAACAAAAUUAUUCUGUAUUGCUAAAAUGUUAAGAUUUUUUUUAAUACUUAUGUUGAUUAUGGCUGUGUGAGCAAUAUUACACACUUGUAUACAUACUUGCUAAUUUUCUUUUUUGUAAAUAUAUAUUUUUUACAGGUUUUUAUACAUUUUAUAUGUCUACUGUUAUGUCCUUAUAAAAGUAUUAGCUAAUUAAUUAUAGAUAAAAUAGCUUACUAUUAUAUUAGCAAUGUUUACAUAUAUAGUUACUGUAUAGGUGUAGACGUCACCAAGCUACUUUUUUUGCCCACAACUAAUAUGUUUGCAAAGCCAUACACAUUUUUAUUUUAAAAAGAAGAAGAAAAAAAAAAAAAUAAAAUAUAUAUAUAUAUAUAUAUAUAUAUAUAUAUAUAUAUAUAUAUAUAUAUAUUGUUCUGCCAAAAUAACUGUAUUUUGACCAUUUAAGAUUUUAAAAUUAUUUCCAUACACUGUGGUCCACUGCUUAUUUCUUCUUUUUCUAUUUUAUUCUUGUUAAUGAGCACUAGAAUGCAAACUACUUGUGAUAUAAAAAAUCCAUAGAGGUUUUCUUCUGCAUUCAUUCAAUUUUUGUUUUUUGUACACUUAAUGCUAUUUUAAACAUGUAAAUAAAAACCUUACAUCUUA